AUGGAGAACAAAGCCAGUAUACAAAACAUCACAGUUCAAUACUGCUUUCCUGACAACAACUCUUCUUGCAGAAAGGAGCUCCACACUCCCACCAACCUGCUCAUCCUCUCUGUGGCUGUGGCAGAUCUUCUCAUGGGACUGUUUGUUAUGCCUGUGAAUAUCAUGCAAUUAAUAAAUUCCUGUUGGUAUCUUGGAAAAAUAGCAUGUACGGUUUCUAUAAUGGUCAGUUUUGUGUCAACAUCAGGGUCUCUCUGUAGCCUGGUGCUCAUUGCAGUUGAUCGGUACAUUGCUGUCACUGACCCUCUGCUUUAUUCUGUGAAAUUCACAGUUUGUAAAACAUUGUUGUUGAUAAUAGUGGGAUGGUCCUUUUUGCUGUUGUAUAUAUUCAUCUAUAUGUACUCUAAUAACCAUUUACUUCCAUCUCAAAUCAUCAGUACAUGCUAUGGAGAGUGUGUGAUCUAUGUUAAACAUUCAUGGGUUUUUGUAGACGUUGUAGUUUCUUUUCUAACCCCUUGUUCUGUCAUACUGGUUUUGUAUUCGAUCAUUUUUAAAGUGGCACGACGUCAAGCUAAAGCUGUUAGAGCUGUGAUGAACGGUGUCUCAAACAGACAUGGAGCCAAAGUUUCAAAUGUUUCUGAAACCAAAGCAGCAAAGACAUUAGCCAUUAUAAUAUUUGUUUAUCUUGCUUGCUGGAUACCUUACUUUUUAAGUUGUCUGUCAGUUGAAAAUUUGACAACUUCUUCAACAGUGUGGACUGUUUUUUCCUGGCUAGCAUAUAUGAACUCUUCCAUGAAUCCACUAAUAUAUGCCAUUUUUCAUCCAUGGUUCAGAGCAUCAUCUGAGUACAUUGUUACUUGUAAAAUUUUUUUGCACUCAUCUUCAAGGUUUAAUUUGUUUCCGGAGCAUUUUUAG
This is a messenger RNA of Colossoma macropomum (tambaqui), 912 nucleotides long. Its product is annotated as trace amine-associated receptor 13c-like. NCBI's taxonomy places the organism in Eukaryota, Metazoa, Chordata, Actinopteri, Characiformes, Serrasalmidae. Gene Ontology annotation, molecular function: trace-amine receptor activity. Gene Ontology annotation, cellular component: membrane. Gene Ontology annotation, biological process: G protein-coupled receptor signaling pathway. The record is from RefSeq and is a predicted model, not a curated record. The transcript is spliced from 2 exons. Bases 1 to 912 code for a protein of 303 amino acids.